Molecule: messenger RNA, 1382 nt
Organism: Capsella rubella
Lineage: Eukaryota; Viridiplantae; Streptophyta; Magnoliopsida; Brassicales; Brassicaceae
Product: protein RICE SALT SENSITIVE 3
Exons: 7
Coding region: 167-1252 (361 amino acids)
Source: RefSeq, a predicted model, not a curated record
UCAGAUAAUUUAGUCUAAGUUAUAAACAAAAAAAUAAAAGAAAAAUAAAAGAAAAAUAGAACAUAAAAGAGUCCAUGAGAAGCUUGAGUAAGGAAGGCAGCAAAGAAAAACUAGAAGGCCAAAAGCAAGAGGAGAAAUAUCUAUAUACAUCUACACAUUUAUAUAGAUGGUGGGCUCAGAACAUCAUCAUCAUCAUCAUCAUCAACAUCAUCACCAAAACCAUCAGCAGCAGCAACAAAGGAGCAAAGAAGCUUUAGGGAUGGUGGCUCUCCACGAGGCCCUAAGAACCGUUUGUCUCAACACCGACUGGACUUACUCUGUCUUCUGGUCCAUCCGUCCCCGUCCGAGAGUUCGAGGCGGUGGAAACGGCUGCAAAGUUGGCGACGACAAUGGAAGCUUGAUGUUGAUGUGGGAAGAUGGAUACUGCAGAGGAAGAGGAGGAACAGAAGGUUGCUAUGGAGACAUGGAAGGAGAAGAUCCUGUUCGUAAAUCUUUCAGCAAGAUGUCAAUCCAGUUAUAUAAUUAUGGCGAAGGGUUAAUGGGGAAGGUUGCUUCUGACAAAUGCCAUAAAUGGGUUUUCAAAGAACAAACUGAAUCUGAAUCUAAUGCCUCUAGUUACUGGCAAAGCUCAUUUGAUGCUAUUCCUUCAGAGUGGAAUGAUCAGUUCGAAUCUGGGAUUCAGACCAUAGCUGUUAUUCAAGCUGGACAUGGCCUUUUACAACUCGGUUCUUGUAAGAUUAUACCUGAAGAUCUGCACUUUGUUCUUCGGAUGAGGCACACGUUUGAAUCACUUGGCUACCAAUCCGGAUUUUACCUCUCUCAGCUCUUCUCCUCAAACCGAACCACGUCUUCUUCAAACACAUCGCUCAUGGGCUCAAACCACCCUAUACUUCCCCCACAGACUCAACCCUUGCAACCCUCUCUUCCUCACUACAACUGGAGUGGUACGAGCCAACGACCGAUGAUGGCUCAAACCUCUUUGCCUAACUACCAACCUCACAUGCCUUUUCCAGUAAUGCCACACUCAAACAAAGAACAAGACCCCGACGUGAAAUGGCCCACGGGACUAUCGUUCUUCAAUGCUUUGACUAACAAUGUCAACGCUAAGCUGCUGUUUGAUUCAGAGGGUUUAGGUGAGAAAACAGACCACCAGAGCCAGAGCCAGGAACAGAGCAACUCAGAGAGUCAAGCGAACCCGAGCGAGUUCUUGAGCCUUGAUAGUCACCACCGAAACAUGAGUUUCUUGGAGUGAUGGUCUUCGUGUCUCACCCUCGUAAGAACUUAAUUAGUUUGUUUCUAUUUCGCGUCACUUGUUUGUUGUUUGGCUCGUUUCUCAUCACUUGUGUUAAACAUAGUUAAUCUACUCUCUUUUUUUCCAAAUC